UGUUAGCUAUUUCAGAAGAUUUUAAAUGCUCUUCAACCACUAAUUUGGCCACAAGCAGUGCAAAAUUCAGCUUAGAAACAUUGAAACGUUGUUUUUUCUAUACAUUAUCUUUCAGUGCUUAAAAGGGCAUUUGGCAUGUUCGACACUGCCAACAGAGGAACAAUUGAUCGCGAAAAAGUGCGCACAAUUUUAACAACACUUGGACAUUCCUACGAUGACAAAGAACUGGAACAAAUGCUAAAGGAUGAAGAUCCGGAAGAAAAUGGAGCUGUAGACAUUGAAGCCUUUUGCCGCGUUGCGUCCCAUUUCUUAGAGAAUGAAGAUGAAGAGGCCAUGCAAAAGGAACUAAAAGAAGCGUUUCGAUUAUAUGACAAAGAAGGCAAUGGUUAUAUUCCCACCUCAAGUCUGCGGGAAAUUCUUGCUGCCUUAGAUGAUCAACUCACUGGCGAUCAGCUUAAUGAAAUGAUUGCUGAAAUCGACACUGAUGCCUCAGGAACAGUAGAUUUCGAAGAAUUCAUGGAGAUGAUGACUGGAGACUAAGGGAUUCAAGUCAAAUAAAACCUCACCUAUAUAAACUUUACCAGCUUGUGUAAUUUGCUGCUGAGUUAAUAAAGGAAAACCGUUAAAUUUUG
Messenger RNA from Dendroctonus ponderosae (mountain pine beetle), 632 nucleotides. Its product is annotated as troponin C-like. Gene Ontology annotation, molecular function: enzyme regulator activity; calcium ion binding. The record is from RefSeq and is a predicted model, not a curated record. The transcript has 4 exons. Lineage: Eukaryota; Metazoa; Arthropoda; Insecta; Coleoptera; Curculionidae. Bases 136 to 540 code for a protein of 134 amino acids.